AGUCCCGUAGCCUAAUCCAGAGAGUGAGGAUGCAUAGCAGCAGUGAUAUGUGUCGAAUCAACAUCGGAUAACUACUUGUUUCGGCAGUGAUUGACAAAAUCCUGUUAAUACUGUGUCCAUUAAACCCCCGAAGACCAUUUUCGAACCUGAACUCAUCGGGUUGAUCGCCUUGAAUCGCAUCCGGACCGGGACUUUGCAGACGUUACGUUGGGACAAUGGAAUCUAACGUGAACAGUAUCCGCCCUCAGAGGCUACAGCCGGGGAUUGGAUUUGGUUCAGGACCGACCGGGACCCUCCGCUCCUCUCUCCGGCCCGGGGUUACCGUCCCCAUAGCACCGCUCCUUCCCUCCCCGGCGUCUCUGGCCGCUUCGUCCGGGCCUCCUCCUCCGCCGCCUCCGCUGCAGCUCCACAGCCUGUACGGCGGAAUGGGAGCGGGGCUCGGGCCGGGGGCUGCCGGCCACUGUAACCCGGGGAACCCGGCGGUGCUGAAGGAGGCGGUGGAGGCUGUGGUCCGCAGCUUCGCCAAACACACACAAGGUUAUGGCAGAGGUAACGUCCACUGGUGAUAGAUGCAGAGUUAACAGUAUUGUCAGAUUGUGCAGUUUUUUCCUUUUAUUUGAGGGGUCAGACGACCUUUUAAAGCUGCGCCAUUUAUUGGGACGUUGAUUUACAGCAAUAAAAACAAAGUGACACCCCUACAAUAUCCCUAAAACAGUGUUAAAAUUAUCACUCUAUUUUUUUUAAUGUCCCAAAGUACAUAUAAUUUUCACGUAGUUCUCUAAACUUUGACUACAAUCACUUCAUUAGGAUUAAGUCCCAAAUCUCUGUAGGAUUAACAGCAUGUUACUGUAAAUCAGUCUGGUUUUACUCACCUGUUUGAAUUCUUACACUGUAAACACUGGAACAAUAGAGUCAGUAUAAAAAUAUGGAUGACAAGGGACAUAUGGAGGCUUAAAAUAUUGUCUUUUUAAGGGUAAUAUCAGAUAGAUGUAUUUUAAGACUGGGAAAGCGUUCACCAAACAACAACUAAACUCAUUCCUUUUUGCCAAAUAGAGAGUACUUCUGUCUCUGAUCACUGAAGCACACAGAUAAAGCCAUGCUUUACAUUGCAAAUGACCAAAAUCUGCAGUAAUUUUUGCAGCCUAAGCAAAUACUAAGGACGUCUGUAGGAUUAACAGUAUAUUGCUGUAAAUCAGUCUCGUUUUACUCACCUGUUUGACUUCUAACACAGUAAACACUGGAGCAAGAAAGUAAGUUUAAAAAUAUGGAUGACAAGGGACAUAUGGAGGCUUAAAUAUUUUCUAUUUAAGGGUAAUAUCAGAUAGAUGUAUUUUAAGACUGGGAAAGCGUUCACCAAACAACAACUAAACUCAUUCCUUUUUGCUAAAAAGAGAGUACUUCUCUCUCUGAUCACUAAAGCACACAGAUAAAGCCAUGCUUUACAUUGCAAAUGACCAAAAUCUGCAGUAAUGUUGGCAGCCUAAGCAAAUACUAAGGAUGUCUGUUUGGUGCUAAUAGGAUUUAUUUCCAAAAGACUGUCCUCUCAUGCUCAGACUUAACAGCCUCUUCCCUCUUAUAUCUCAUUUAGGCGACUUAACACCUUCCACAUUGGCAGCACCAGAAAGACUUUUUUAUUAGCGCUUAGUUUUACUCCUAAUGUGGCUCCAAUUAUGUCAUUCACCCUCUGGAAGAAUGGGUUAUUAUGCCAAUUUUCACAUUUUACUUUAAAACACACGCUAUAUUCAGGCAUUUGUCAGUAUUUCUCCCUGUGUUGAAUGAAGGUUCUGUUCUGCUUUUUUCUUUUACAUUUUUUUUAUUUUCAAACUCCAUGUGCUAUAUUUGCAGACAUGUGUUGAUUGAUGUCUUGCCACUGCUGCAAUGUAGGUUUGAGUCUGGGCCAGCACCAUUGUGAAUGUCAUCCUCCUCUAUCUACUACUGUUUCCUCUCUCACUGCUUUAUCUUCCAGGAAAUCCUUUAAAUUUGAUCAACAAAACAAAACAAAAUGUAACUUAUAACUAUUCGAAACCCUUCAGGUGCUUGAAAGCAAGUUUGAAUUAUGAUUGUUGAGUUUCUUUCUGUGGCUCAUUAAGAUAUAACACAUAUACUUUAAAUCCUAUGUUUUGUAAUCACUUUUUUAUUAAAGCUCAUAAAAAAGAUGUCCUGCAAGGUUUUACUUGACAAUAAUCAAUCUAUGUAUCAAUUUAAUCUUGUGAGGGUAACAUACCAGAGAUCAGAUUACACAUGUGAAAGUCAAUAGAGCUUAAACUGUAGUUUCCAAAUGCUGUCACAGUUUAAAAGAACAUUUUAAUUUGCAGACAUUAAGAACGCUGAGAACAAAUAUUUGGAUUGCUGUUAAGGGGUUUCAUAUAUCUGAUGCCAAGCUAUAGCUCGGUUUGUUUACAAAGGCUGAAAUAGUCCCUGAGCUGCAGCUUUUAAAUGUUCUGAUUACGCUCCAGACUCGGUACAGAGCGAGAAACAGGCUGCCUGCUCGCUGCCUGUUCUCGCAUCUAACAGCAAGAGCUCAGUGGGGAAGCCGAGAGGCAGCAGAAGUCAAAUAGCUCGGGAUAAUGUUGGCUGCAGCUGCGCUCUCUUCUCUUCUCUCCACAGACCCCGAGCCAAGUAAUCAUUUCUGCCUCAGCCGCAAAUUUCCCUGCUCGUCUUUGUUGUUGUUCCUUUUCAGAAAUCAGGAUUAAAACUCUGUCAGACAGAUAAAUUAAAUGAGAAGUUGAGCGUAUGUUUCUACUUCCUUCGAGCAGCUCCUCGGCAAUGAUGCAGAAUUUCCUCUUAGCAGCAACCCAAAUAUUUUUCAGCAAAACCUCUGGUAUCCUUGUGUUGCCCUCCUCUCCCCUCCCCCUUUUCGAUCUCUUUGCUUAGAGAGGAUGUUGCAGUGAAUAGCCAGAAACUAUUCCCAGGAAGUAAUUCAUUUUCUGGAAACCUUUAUGUCUUUGUUUAGAUAUUGUAAAUGACUUUAUGACAAGGCCUCCUUUGUCUUUGUGCUCUACAGUGAACGUGGUGGAGGCUCUGCAGGAGUUUUGGCAGAUGAAGCUGACUCGAGGGGCUGACCUGCGGAACGGAGCUCUUGUUGUUUAUGAAAUGGUCCCAUCCAACAGCCCUCCUUAUGUUUGCUAUGUUAGUCUUCCUGGUGGAAGCUGCUUUGGAAGUUUCCAGGUACAGAAACUUCAUUUCACAGCAACAUUUUUAUUAAAAACUGAAAUGUUGAUUGGAUAUUAAAAGGCAUGAUUCUCUGCGGGCAUAUCCUUCAUAAUCUAUAUUUAAAGUAGGAUAAGUUGUCAUUUGCAGACAGACAAUCAAGACUCCUGCACACUCUUACGACUUCGCUCCACAUAACAUCUGCUUUCUUUAUCCUUCACAGUUUAUAUGUGUUUGUGAUUUUAUCCAGGCGCUAACGCAUGUCCUCUCCACUGUUUGACAGUUCUGUCCCACCAAAGCAGAGGCAAGGCGCAGCGCUGCCAAGAUUGCGCUGAUGAACUCUGUUUUCAAUGAGCACCCUUCCCGCCGCAUCACAGACGACUUCAUCGAGAAGAGCGUCAGUGAAGCGCUCGCCUCCUUCAAUGUACGUUGAGUAGAUCAAGGAGGGUUAAUUGCUGAAAUCCUAAACAGUCAGUAAACACAGAGCAGACCUGCAGUUUUAAAUGAAUGCGCAUGUAAGAUAUACUUUAUAUGCAGCCAGCAACAUGAACAAGUAUCUGCAGAGGAGCAGAUGUUUAGAAAGUAUGUACAAUGCAUGACAAUAUCUGGAAGUUUCUAGAGGCAAUCUCAUCCUUUCAUUACAGGGAAACUUUCUCAUAACUUUUACUUCCCAUAAAUGUUUCCUCAUCAUUUUAUUCCCCCUCAAAAUUCUGUAUUGAACGAACUGUUUCUUAUUGUCGUUCGUAGGGAAACAGAGAAGAGGCCGACAACCCCAACACAGGAAUCGGAGCCUUUCGCUUCAUGCUUGAAUCCAACAAAGGAAAAUCAAUGCUGGAGUUUCAGGUGCAUUAACCUCAGGAAUUUAUGUGUUGUAAGAGGUGUUUUAUGCUGCAUAGAUGCACUGCAAUUGUGUGAAAAUAGCAUUUGUAAGGACUGAGCCCAGGCAUCAUGUUUACUUGACUGUGUACAUAUUUGCAGACCAGACAAAUAUAGUAAAGAGAUUUCAGCCGGUCUGUCUUCUGUUAACACAAAGAAACAGGAACAGCUUAACUCUGUGUCUAAUUUAAAGGAAAUUUGAAAGAAGCAUGUGUGUUUUGGAGUACUUUAUUACUACAUAUUGAGUCAAUCUCCUAAUUUAGCGUUUUUUUUUCUUUGUCGCUGUUUCUGUUUCAGGAGCUGAUGACUGUGUUCCAGCUGCUGCACUGGAACGGGAGUCUGAAAGCCAUGAGAGAACGACAGUGUUCCCGACAGGUACUAACAGAAGUUCAUUCCCCAACAUCUGGCUUCAAUUAUCUUGAUAAAUAUUCAAAACUUUUUACCAAACUUCUUAAACUGAGUGUCAAAACUUUCCCACAUGAUAUGAGUUACGCAGAAAGAUUCACAAUAGGAUCAUUAUUCAUCGUGAGAUUCAGGGCCUUUUUUUCUUUUACAUAAAUUACACCUUAAUUUUGUUGUUUUGUUGUAAGCAUGUGCUUGUACUUGAAGAGCCUGGCAAACCAGAGUCAAAGUCUUUCAAUGUUUGAGGAACUUUUGUGUUUGUGUCAAUUUUGGCGCCCCCUGUUGACAAAGUGGUAACCAUAGACUGUGUACAUAAUGGACAGCAUCUGCCUCCUCGCUGGGUGAAGUCACUCUGAGAACAGCAACCUCUGGUGACAGGCUGCAGUAUAGGUCAUAAAUCCCACCUCCUCCAGCAAAGCUUAUGGGACUGUGGACAAACUUUAGAAAUUUAUUACAGAAUAUAAUUUUUUCUCCCCCUGCUUGUGAUGUUGACAUGUAGUUAUUAUAAGUCUGGUUUGAGCUCAAGUCCUCUUUUUUCUGUGCAGCUCUGUUUCUUAAAGUUAUUAGGGGGUUCAUGUUUUCUAUGAUUGACACUUGAUACAGUCUAUGAGCAUACGAAGAUUGCGUAGCUCACCCAGGGGAUACGCUGUUUGAGCCAAGCGUCAUCAGAGCGACUCUCGGCAACUCUCCUGCCGAAUGUGCACAACACUACUGUGCAAUGUUGGUUUCAGGAAAUGGAGAAAAAAAUGCUGAAAUGCCGAGAGCUUUUCGGCUUCAAAUCCAUAUACUGAUGGAAGACAGAACCAAGUUAUCCAUAGUAUAUACAGUCUAUGGUGGUAACCCUCUUUGAUUACUGGUGUCAGUUGACAAUAAGAUCUUCUCCUGCUGUCUUGUUUAAGAGAAGUUUAUACUCACUGUAAAUAUUUGCUGUUGGGAAAAGUAACAAAGUCUUUGUCUGUUGCGUAUUUACCCUCUCAGAGCAGACACAGGCAUCAAAAAUUACAAUAUAGAAACUGUUGAUCUGGUUGUUUAUGAUCUCAUUUGCCUUUUAACAUCAUAACUGUUCAUUUCAGACUGUUUCAUAACCCAUCAAAAACCCUCACAGGAGCUUUAAUUCACUCUUUUUUUUUAGUUGAUUUGUAAAAUAUGUAGUUAUGCUGCAUAAGCUCUUGUGAUAUAACAUAAUUGGUUCCAACCCCUUUUAAAUUUACCCCUGCACUCUUUAUUAUCACAGGAAGUGCUGGCUCACUAUUCUCACCGGGCUCUGGAUGAUGACAUGCGCACUCAGAUGGCUGCCGACUGGGUGAACCGAGAGCAGAGCGUGGCGAGUACCAUCGCUCAGGAACUGGCGUCGACAGAGCGUGAGCUGGAGGAUGCCAGACUGGCGGGCAGAGAACUGCGGUUUUACAAAGAGAAGAAAGACAUCCUGAUGCUCGCUGUCGGUCAGCUCAGCGCAGCCAACACAGCCACUCUACCCUCGCACUAAAACCCACUGCUGCCCAUCUUGGAAACAAGCCUUCACACGCCGUAGGAUUCCUGGUAACAGUAUUGAUCGCUUGAUAGAUAUGAAGGUGGCUUCUCUGGACCUUUAGGUUUUGUAUCUGGUGUUUUGGAUAGGACUAGGUGUUCAGGCCUUCACUAACAGAACAUCCACCAUCUGUCCAUGACACAAACACAAUACCGCUAUAGCCGUUACCUCUUUGUGCCUAGUGAAAACAGGACAACUGCGCUUCUUUGGAAGAAACUACAAGUCGAUAUUGUUGACAUUCCAGCUGAUGAGGUUUACAAAGCUCUUUAUACUUUAUUGAAGCAAAUUAGACCUGCAUAAAGAGAGCCUGCCUUUCACCAGUGAAUGUAGAAAAACUGUUAUAAAUCAAACCCAUCUGAUUAAAGUAGCGAUGGGAUCAAACCUUGAUGGCAAACACCAUAUUUCUCUGAAACAACAACCACUAAAAAGAUCUCAAAUGUUUCCUCAGCCUUUUUCUUGAAAUUACACCCUCAAGCAUUGCAACACAGCUUUUGGAUCAUGUUACGAUUAGAGGGUACUUUCCAAAAAUGUCAGCGGGAGGCUUCUAUCUCUGACAGCAGCUCAGGUUUUUCAAAGAACAGAUACUAAACCGUCCCUUUAUUUUCUUCUGGUGUUUUCGUUUUGUUUGUGAAGGCUUAUUCUAGUGUUUGUUGUAUACUCGGUGACCGUGACACUAGCUGAAUGUAUAUUUUUUUCUUCAGUGACCUACCAGCUAAAGGAUCCGCGGAGUGUUUAACAGUUAAACCAUUAGGUUACUCUUGUGAUACAGAUUGUGUUUGUCAUGUGCUUCGUCUGGCAGAAACGAGGAAAAGCCACAUGGCAGUGAUUGUAGGGAAAAUGUGAAGGCCAAAAAAACGAGUUGAGGGCUCUUAUGCUGACAUGAUUCAUCACGCGCAAGUCAUUGCCGUCUAUACAAAACAGUACCAGCACUUGUGGUUUGAUUUUUUUUUUGUCAGAGUUUGAUUGGUAGCAGUGUAAGCGGGCCAGAAAAAUGUAAGUUUCCUGCACUUCUAACGCAUCAAGUAUCUGUAUUUUGAAGUCUGUCUAUAAUGUAAAUGUGAUACCUUUAUUUUUCUCUAUCUACCUAAAAUGUAUUGAGUACAUUAAAAGGAUGAAGACAUUUCGGCGGGUAGCCUUUUAAAGACCCCCGUGAGAUAGAAGUGAGAGUUUGAUUGGUAAUACACGGCUUCAGCUGGAUUGAGUUGUUGGCGCAGAGUUGUGCGAGUAAAACAGCAGGAGGUUUGUCUCAUUGCUGAGUGAUGGAUUAUCAACAACAGCCGGAACUGAUUACUCUUAAUAUGAGGAGACAGUAAGAACAAAACAGAGAAGCAGAGAUGGAGUAUGAUGAAAACCAGAGACCAGUUUUUAUGAUUUUAUUGCUUCUUUUCCCUGGGAUCAGUGUCCCUUCAUGGAUAACAUGUAAAAAAAAAACCAACCUGUAUUCUAACAAGGUCUGAACAAGGAGGUUAGUCUCUGCUUCAUGGCAUUUUAUUGUCAUUUUACGAAGAGGUAAAGUUAUAAAUUACAUGCUCUGUUACAUUUACUAUACCUUAAUGAAAAUUCAAUCAUUUUGAAGAUUUGCUUUUUGGCAGAGGAUGUCUCCAGAAGAUUGAUACCACUCUUUUUCCUAAAUCUAAAGCAGCCAGCAGCAGCCAGCAUGGCUCUUUUUGAAUAAAGACAGUUAAGAGCAAAACCGUUUCUGUCUCGCUGUAAUAAAAUAACUCCAUCGAUGUGCCCUCAAGCUCAGAUCUUUAUUCGUUUGUGAUCUGCGUAGAGGUCAUUGGGAUAUCUCUUGAUGGACAGGUCAGGGGGUCAGUGAAGUAUCCUUAGGCAAGUCACUUAACCCCAAGCUGCCCCUGGUGGCGCUGCAAGAGGUGUGUGAAUUACAUUAGUUAAAACUGAUGGGCGCUUUGGAGCAGCUUUUUCCGUCAGUGUGUGAAUGUGGUGCGAGUAAACAAAUGUGACAUGAAAUAUAGAAGCACUUUGAGUGAUCAGAAGACUAGAGAAUACACUACAUAAAUCCAGCCCACUUACCAUUUACAAUACAGAUAAUAAAAUGGUAUUAAUCUUUGAAGAAACCCUCCACCAGGAAGUAAAUUUUCCUAAAUAUCUUCUGAAAAUAUUUUACACGGCAGUAGAUGAAGAAAAAUAUAAUGAAAUGUACUACGUUUAAUGUGUGUAUAACUCUAUAUAUCGUUUAUUUGGUACUUAAUUCGCAAAAUUUGUCAGCAGCACAAAUAGCAAAAUGUUUCUAUGUAUUUUUUGUUGCACUCUCUGCACUAUUCUCAGUAAUUAUUGAAAAGUUAAUGUAAAACUUCAAUCUUAUACAGUGAAUAUAUUGACCUCACAACCCACCAGCUUCAAUACAGCCCUGCCCAUCCUUUCUUUUCUGUGCAUUUACAGCUCAAAUCGGCAGAUACAAUUGUCAAAUGAACUAAUGUGAUUAUAGGAGCAAAAAAAAAUCAAUAAUUCUUCAAUGCAGAUGGUUACAAAGUUGAGUUCAUGGAGUAUAUGUUACCUUACUUUUUUUUUAGGUGCUCAUUAUGUGUUUGAUUUUUGACAACAAGCCAUUAAUUUCAAAGUUCUCUUCUUACAAAUGCCUUUGACCUUUUUUUUGUGAGUACUAUUAGUGAAGGCUUUUUUAAACACUUUGUUUUUUGCUAUGCAUUUUAUAUAAAAAAGGAAAACUGAUUGGGCUUUUUGUUCUUUAGCUUUAAUGCAUGAUGUGUUUAUUAAGUUUGGUUUUAUUAUGUUUUUUUUUCAAUACAGUAUUGUUUUAUAAAAGUGUUUCUCAAGGCCUUUAUUGUAUGUAUUUUCUAUUACCAUUUUGUAUCACCUGUUUAUACUUUUAGUAGAUUUAUAUGAUGUAAUAAAAUGGCUCAUACAAAUGUUUUA
Messenger RNA from Xyrichtys novacula (pearly razorfish), 8851 nucleotides. The record is from the annotation of a GenBank genome assembly. NCBI's taxonomy places the organism in Eukaryota, Metazoa, Chordata, Actinopteri, Labriformes, Labridae.